GCUGAAUGGCUGCUCCAGCCUGGCAACUCCCGCCGCGCUGCGGAGUCGAGGGGUGGCGGUGGAGGGACAGUUUGUUUUGAGCACCGAAUGGGGUAACACCCGGAAGUGGCGCCGUACCCGAGUUGCGUUGCCGCCGGGGGCGGGUGCCGGGUACCGGGAGGUGGCGAGGAAGCCACGGUACUCUUUGCCCUUCUGACUUUGACUCCUCUGCACCUUAAAAGAUGCUGGAGUCAUAUGUGACUCCAAUUUUAAUGAGCUAUGUGAAUCGCUACAUCAAGAAUUUAAAGCCAUCAGAUCUACAGCUUUCGCUAUGGGGUGGAGAUGUGGUUCUCAGCAAGCUCGAGUUAAAGUUGGAUGUGCUGGAACAGGAAUUGAAAUUACCAUUCACUUUUUUAAGUGGACAUAUUCAUGAAUUGAGGAUCCAUGUACCAUGGACAAAACUGGGUUCAGAACCAGUGGUAAUUACCAUCAAUACAAUGGAAUGCAUUUUGAAACUUAAAGAUGGAAUACAGGAUGACCAUGAAAGCUGUGGUUCUAAUUCUACCAACCGAAGUACUACUGAGAACACGAAAUCAUCAGUAAAACCCCGAAGAACAAUUCAGCAGGCUGCUCCCACAGAUCCUGAUUUACCACCAGGUUAUGUGCAGAGUCUGAUCAGACGAGUAGUAAAUAAUGUAAAUAUUGUUAUAAAUAAUCUCAUACUAAAAUAUGUUGAAGAUGAUAUUGUUCUUUCAGUCAAUAUCACUUCUGCAGAGUGCUAUACAGUAGGUGAAUUAUGGGAUCGUGCAUUCAUGGAUAUUUCUGCAACUGAUCUGGUGCUGAGAAAGGUUAUCAAUUUUUCUGACUGUACAGUUUGUCUUGAUAAACGAAAUGCUAGUGGUAAAAUAGAAUUUUACCAGGAUCCUUUAUUGUAUAAAUGUUCCUUCAGAACUCGUCUGCAUUUCACAUAUGAUAACCUAAAUUCCAAGAUGCCAUCUGUUAUUAAAAUUCAUACUUUAGUAGAGAGUUUGAAACUUUCUAUCACAGAUCAACAACUGCCUAUGUUUAUCCGUAUAAUGCAACUUGGGAUUGCUCUUUACUAUGGGGAAAUAGGCAAUUUUAAAGAUGGAGAAAUGGAAGAUCCUACCUGUCACAAUAAAGAUAUGUUAGGAAACAUUACAGGUGCCGAGGAUGAAACAAGAAUAGAUAUGCAGUAUCCUGCUCAGUACAAAGGCCAAGAGCUGUAUUCACAGCAAGAGGAUGAACAGCCACAGGGAUGGGUAUCGUGGGCCUGGUCAUUUGUGCCUGCAAUUGUGAGUUAUGAUGACGGUGAGGAAGACUUCCUUGGGAAUGAUCCUACAUCAACUACACAUCAGCAAAAAGCACAGAUUUUGAGGGAUCCUAUUGUGUCUAUAGGAUUUUAUUGUACAAAGGCAACUGUGACUUUCAAACUCACUGAAAUGCAAGCUGAGAGUAGUUAUUAUAGCCCUCAGAAAGUAAAAUCCAAAGAAGUAUUGUGUUGGGAACAAGAAGGAACUACAGUUGAGGCCCUUAUGAUGGGAGAGCCUUUCUUCGAUUGCCAGAUUGGUUUUGUAGGCUGCAGAGCCUUGUGCCUUAAGGGAAUUAUGGGUGUUAAAGAUUUUGAAGAGAGUAUGAAUAGAAGUGAAACUGAAGCCUGUUUCUUCAUUUGUGGUGAAAAUUUGAGUAUGAAAGGUUUGACAUACCUUACAAAUUCAUUGUUUGAUUACCGAAGCCCAGAAAAUAAUGGUACUCGUGCAGAAUUUAUCUUGGAUGCAACUCAUCAUAAGGAGACAUACACUGAAAUAGCUGGAAUGCAAAGGUUUGGGGCUUUUUACAUGGAUUACCUGUAUAUAAUGGAGAACAUCAGUGGCAAAGGUUCUACAAAUCAACAAGACUUUUCUUCAGGAAAAAGUGAGGAUAUGGGAACAGUUCAGGAGAAAUCUACAAAAAGCCUUGUUAUAGGUCCUCUUGAUUUUCGUUUGGAUAGCAGUGCAGUACAUAGAAUUUUGAAAAUGAUUGUUUGUGCCUUGGAACAUGAAUAUGAACCAUACAGUGGGCUAAAACCAGAUAUUAAGGAUGAAAAUGAAACAAUACUGAAUCCUGAAGAAGUGGCAUCUUUGGAGGAAUAUAUUCCUACUCGACAUACAAGUGUUACUCUCCUCAAAUGUACCUGUACUAUUUUCAUGGCUGAAUUCAACUUGUUGGAUCAUUUGCUACCUGUCAUUAUGGGAGAAAAGAACUCAAGUAACUUCCUGAAUACUACAAACUUCCAGUCACUUCGGCCUUUGCCAUCCAUUCAGAUAUUAGUGGAUAAAAUUAAUCUGGAACAUUCUGUGCCAAUGUAUGCUGAACAGUUGGUGCAUGUGGUCAGCAGCCUUACUCAGCCUUCUGAUAAUCUGCUUCAUUAUUGCUAUGCACACUGCUAUCUUAAGAUAUUUGGUUUCCAAGCAGGACUGACGUCUUUGGAUUGUAGGGGAUCUUACUGCUUACCUGUACCUAUUAUUCCCUCUUUCAGCACUGCUCUUUAUGGUAAACUUCUGAAACUACCCACGUGCUGGACCAAAAGAUCUCAGAUUGCUAUAACUGAAGGUAUAUUUGAACUUCCAAAUCUCACAAUUCAAGCUACAAGAGCACAGACACUUCUGCUGCAAGCAAUAUAUCAAAGCUGGUCUCAUAUUGGAAAUGUCAACUCUUUAUCAGUGAAUGAAGCUUUGAUGAAUGAAGUUUUCCAAACUAUAGGUGUGAAAUCUAAGAAUCCCCUGCCAACUCUUGAGGGCUCAAUCCAGAAUGUUGAAUUGAAGUACUGCAGCACAUCAUUGGUCAAAUGUGCCUCUGGGACCAUGGGAUCAAUAAAAAUUUGUGCCAAAGCCCCAGGUGACAGUGGAAAAGAGAAGUUGAUUCCAUUGCUUCAGGGUCCUUCUGACACUAAAGACCUUCAUAGCAGCAAGUGGCUCAAUGAGAGUAGAAAGCCAGAAUCUCUCUUAGCUCCAGAUUUGAUAGCCUUCACAGUCCAAGUUCCACAGUAUAUGGACUACUGCCAUAAUUCCGGUGCUGUACUUCUUUGUAGUGUACAAGGAGUAGCAGUUAAUAUUGAUCCAGUCUUAUACACCUGGCUCAUUUAUCAGCCGCAGAAACGAACCAGUAGACAUAUGCAGCAGCAGCCUGUCGUAGCUGUUCCUCUUGUUAUGCCAAUUAGCAGAAGGAAAGAGGAUGAGGUGUCUGUUGGAAGUGCGCCCCUGGCAAAGCAGCAGUCAUAUCAGGCCUCUGAAUAUGCCAGUAGCCCUAUAAAAACAAAAACAGUAACAGAAUCCCGGCCAUUGUCAGUUCCUGUGAAAGCCAUGCUGAAUCUCUCUGAAGGCUGUAGAAGUCCUGAAGAGAGAAUGAAAGAAUUUAUUGGAGUAGUAUGGAAUGCAGUAAAGAGUCUCACACUACAGCUUGAAGUACAGUCUUGUUGUGUGUUUGUUCCAAAUGAUAGCCUGCCUUCCCCAAGUACAAUUGUAUCUGGUGACAUUCCUGGAACAGUAAGAAGUUGGUACCAUGGACAAACCAGCAUGCCAGGAAUGCUUGUCCUCUGUUUGCCUCAAAUAAAGAUUAUUAGUGCGGGCCACAAGUAUAUGGAACCUCUGCAGGAGAUUCCAUUUGUCAUUCCACGACCCAUCCUUGAAGAAGGUAAUGCUUUUCCUUGGACUAUCAGCUUGCAUCAUUUCAGCAUGUAUACCCUUUUCGGAAAACAAGUGACACUUUGCCUAGUGGAACCUAUGGGUUGUACCUCUACUCUAGCUGUUACAUCUCAAAAACUACUUGCUACAGGACCUGAUACAAGGCAUUCAUUUGUUGUCUGUCUCCAUGUUGACCUAGAGUCACUUCAGAUAAAAUGCUCGAACCCUCAGGUGCAGCUCUUAUAUGAGCUAACCGAGAUCAUGAAUAAGGUGUGGAAUAAGAUUCAGAGGAGAGGCAAUCUCAGCCCUUCCUCCGCCUUUCCGGAAACCUCAGCAGGGCCGGUCCCGGGUUCUCCGGUGAGAAGCAGUGUAGGCACAGCUCCACCAGACACCAGCACAUGCAGCCCAUCUGCUGACGUUGGGACUACUACUGAGGGAGAUUCCAUACAAGCAGGUGAUGAUUCACCAUUUUCGGAUUCUAUUACCCUGGAACAAACUACAAGUAACAUUGGUGGAUCCAGUGGACGUGUUAGUCUGUGGAUGCAGUGGGUGCUCCCCAAAAUUACUAUAAAACUCUUUGCUCCAGAUCCUGAAAAUAAAGGCACAGAGCUUUGUAUGGUCAGUGAACUAGAAGAUCUCAGUGCUUCCAUAGAUGUUCAGGAUGUAUAUACCAAAGUGAAAUGUAAAAUAGAAAGUUUCAAUAUUGAUCACUAUAGAAGCAGGCCAGGGGAAGGUUGGCAGUCAGGACAUUUUGAAGGAGUAUUUCUGCAGUGCAAAGAAAAACCUGUGACAACAGCAAAACUUCUAGAUGGCUCUCAUCAGCAGCAUGGAUUUCUCUCUUUGACAUACACAAAAGCUGUAACAAAAAAUGUCCGCCACAAGUUAACAUCAAGAAAUGAGCGAAGAAGUUUUCAUAAGUUAUCUGAAGGUUUAACGGAUGGUUCCCCUCAUUUUCUUCAUGAAAUUCUUCUUUCAGCACAAGCUUUUGAUAUUGUCCUUUGCUUUCCUUUGCUUAAUGCCAUUGCAAGUAUAUUUCAAGCAAAACUACCAAGGACCCAAAAAGAGAAAAGAAAAUCUCCUGGUCAGCCCAUGAGGAGCCAUACCUUGACUUCACGCAGUUUACCUUUGAUUUAUAUCAACACAAGUGUAAUCAGAAUUUUUGUUCCAAAAACAGAAGAAAUGCAGCCAAGUAUUGAAGUUAAUCAGGCAGCAAAAGAAGACACCAUGGUUUUGAAGAUUGGCUCUGUUGCUAUGGCUCCCCAAGCUGACAAUCCCCUUGGCAGAUCUGUCCUCAGGAAAGAUAUUUACCAGAGAGCUUUGAACUUGGGAAUUCUUCGAGACCCUGGAUCAGAAAUUGAAGAUAGACAGUACCAAAUAGACCUGCAGUCCAUCAAUAUUGGUACUGCACAGUGGGAUCAACUAAAACCGGAGAAGGAAAGUGGCACAGGAGGGGUGCUAACAGAGAGUGAAAGAAAUUCUCAAAACCCAGCCCUUGAGUGGAAUAUGGCCAGCAGCAUACGGCGACAUCAAGAAAGAAGAGCAAUUUUGACUCCCAUUUUAACAGAUUUUUCUGUCCGAAUAACUGGAGCACCUGCUAUCAUUUUCACCAAAAUAAUUUCUCCAGAAAAUAUGCACACUGAGGAGAUUUUAGUGUGUGGCCAUUCCUUGGAAGUGAAUAUAACCACAAACCUGGACUUCUUCCUGAGUGUGGCUCAAGUUCAACUCUUACAUCAGUUAAUAGUAGCAAAUAUGAUUGGACUGGAACCAUCAAGCAAGGCCACAGAGAUCUCCAAGCAAGAGCAGAAAAAACCAGAUACAUUUGAUGGAAGCGUGGCUGAGACCUCAUCCCGGUACAGUGGCGCCCAGGAUAGUGGAAUCGGCAGUGACAGUGUUAAAAUUCGAAUAGUACAAAUAGAGCAGCAUAGCGGUACUAGUCAGCAUCGCAUCGCCCGUCCCUCACGCCAGUCGUCAAUUGUAAAAAAUCUCAAUUUUAUUCCCUUUGACAUAUUUAUUACUGCAAGUAGAAUCUCACUAAUGACCUACUCCUGUACGGCCAUACCCAAAUCAAAAUCGCAAGAGCACAAGGAUAAUGAAAAAACAGGCAAGAGUUCAUUAAAUCUCCCAGAAGCUGAUUCAGAUGUUGCUAAGCCCAGCCAGCCAUGUAUUUCUACCGUAACAGCGGAAGAUCUCUUGAGCAGCACCGUAGCUUUUCCUUUAGGGAAAAGACUAGGCGUCAUCUCUCUUGAAAGUCUUCAUGCCGCCACAAGGUCAUCUGCUAGACAAGCCCUUGGGAUAACUAUUGUUCGGCAGCCUGGACGAAGAGGAGCUGGUGACUUGCAGCUGGAACCUUUUUUAUACUUUAUUGUGUCCCAGCCUUCUUUGCUUCUAAGUUGUCACCACAGAAAGCAGCGGGUGGAAAUAUCCAUUUUUGAUGCCGUACUUAAAGGGGUAGCCUCUGAUUACAAAUGUACAGAUCCCGGGAAGACUCUGCCUGAAGCCCUUGAUUACUGCACAGUUUGGCUGCAGACAGUGCCUGGAGAUAUAGACAGCAAAAGUGGUAUUCCACCCUCCCUGGUAACGCUACAAAUUAAAGACUUUCUUAAUGGACCAGCAGACAUCAACUUGGACAUAUCAAAGCCUUUGAAAGCAAACCUGAGUUUUACCAAGUUGGAUCAGAUAAACAAUUUAUUAAAGAAGAUAAGAAGUGCACACAGCAAAGAGACUUCAGCCCCAUCAGAUACCACGCUGAAUAAGGAUGAGUUUCCAGCCUCAAAAUGUUACCAUGGAAAGUUGUCGAAACCUAAGGUUCACGGUGAUGGAGCACAGAAGAUUCCAUUUCAAGAAAACAUGUGGAGAACUGUUUCUUGCUUUCAAAAAAUUUCUGUCCAUACUACUCAGAUUGUGGUCUCCAUGGAAACUGUCCCCCAUCCUAGUAAACCGUGCCUAUUAGCAUCUUUAUCAACCCUCAGUGGAAGCCUUAAUGUUAAAGCAGCACAAAAAGUACCUGGCAUAAUUCUUGGGUCAUCAUUUCUACUCAGCAUAAAUGAUUUUCUGCUUAAAACAAGUCUCAAAGAAAGAAAUCGGAUUCUGUUAGGACCAUGCUGUGCUACUGUCAAUCUGGAAGCUAAGUGGUGUAAACACAGUGGCAAUCCAGGCCCAGAACAGUCCGUACCAAAAAUAUCCAUUGAUUUAAGAGGAGGUCUGCUACAGGUUUUCUGGGGUCAGGAACAUUUGAACUGUUUAGUUCUUCUACAUGAAUUACUCAGUGGAUACCUUAAGGAGGAGGGAAAUUUUGAAGCGCAAGUUCCCGAAGCAGUGUCCCAAAUGCCGUCUCCUAUAGAAAAGAACCAGAUGUUUAAAAGUGAACAAAGUUCAGAUGACCUACGGACAGGCCUAUUCCAGUAUGUACGAGAUGCUGAACCCUUGAAAAUGCCUGGUGUCUAUGAAGUCUUGUUUUACAAUGAAACUGAAGAUAGCUCAGGGAUGAUGUUAUGGAGAUAUCCAGAACCUAGAGUGCUCACCCUUGUACGGAUAACUCCUGUGCCCUUCAACACCACAGAGGAUCCAGAUAUUAGCACGGCAGACCUUGGGGAUAUGCUACAGAUUCCGUGUAGUUUGGAAUACUGGGAUGAACUCCAGAAGGUUUUUGUUGCAUUUCAAGAAUUCAGUCUGUCUGAAAGCAAAGUGUGUGAACUGCAGUUGCCGGAUAUCAAUCUUGUGAGUGACCAGAAGAAACUGGUAUCCUCGGAUCUUUGGAGAAUUGUCCUGAACAGCAGUCAAAAUGGUGCUGAUGACCAAAGCUCCACAGCUCCGCCGCAAUACCUACAGCCAUUUAUUUCCGAUAAAAAUGUGCCAUCUGAACUAGAAUACAUGAUUAUUUCCUUCAAAGAACCGCACGUGUAUCUCCGGCAGUGGAACAAUAGUCCUGUGUGUCAGGAGAUCCGGUUCUCAGCUCAAGCAGACUGUAAACUUCUCGAGUGCAGAAAUGUCACAAUGCAAAGCAUGGUAAAACCCUUCAGCAUCUUCGGGCAGGUGGCCAUUUCCCGCGACACAGGAGAAAAGCUGCUUGACUGCACCAUCGUAGUGGACUCUAUCUUUGUCAACUUUGGGCAACAUGUGGUUCAUUCUCUAAACACUGCAGUACAAGCUUGGCAACAGAACCAGUGCCCUGAGGUGGAGGAGUUGGUCUUCAGCCAUUUUGUGAUCUGUAAUGACACACAGGAGACACUGCGCUUCGGCCAGGUGGAUACCGAUGAAAACCUUCUGCUGGCGCGUCUCUGCAGUCACCAGUACAGCUGGCGUUCUCACAGGUCCCCGCAGCUGUUACACAUCUGUAUUGAAGGUUGGGGCAAUUGGCGCUGGUCAGAGCCCUUCAGUGUGGACCAUGCAGGGACGUUUAUUAGAACUAUUCAGUACAAGGGUCAGACUGCUUCCCUCGUCAUCAAGGUUCGGCAACUCAGCGGCGUGCAAAAACAGAUUAUCAUCUGUGGAAGACAGAUCAUCUGUAGUUACUUGUCUCAAAGCAUAGAACUAAGAGUCGUUCAGCAUUACAUUGGUCAAGAUGGACAAGCUGUGAUUCGAGAACAUUUUGACUGCCUCGCAGCCAAACAGAAAUUGCCUUCAUACAUACUAGAAAACAGUGAACUGACAGAGUUGUGUGUGAAGGCCAAAGGAGAUGAAGAUUGGUCAAGAGACGUGUCCUUGGAAUCUAAGUCCCCUGAGUAUAGCAUUGUCAUUCAGGUGCCAUCUUCAAACAGUUCCAUUUUUUAUGUCUGGUGCACAGUUUUGACAUUAGAACCCAACUCUCAAGUGCAACAACGAAUGAUUGUGUUCAGCCCUCUUUUUAUCAUGAGGAGUCAUCUUCCAGACCCCAUUAUCAUACAUUUGGAGAAAAGGAGUCUGGGAUUGAGUGAAACACAAAUUAUUCCCGGAAAAGGACAGGAAAAACCACUGCAAAACAUAGAACCUGACCUUGUGCAUCACCUAACAUUUCAAGCAAGAGAAGAAGACGAUCCUUCCCACUGUGCCGUUCCUAUCUCAACCUCCCUCAUUAAGCAAAUAGCCACUAAGAUACACCCUGAAGGCACAGUUAAUCAGAUCCUUGACGAAUUCUAUGGGCCAGAAAAGUCCCUUCAACCCAUGUGGCCCUAUAAUAAAAAGGAUUCUGACAGGAAUGAACAGCUGAGUCAGUGGGAUAGCCCAAUGCGAGUGAAGCUGUCAGUCUGGAAGCCAUAUGUUAGAACCUUGUUGGUAGAGCUUCUACCCUGGGCCCUGCUUAUCAAUCAGUCCAAGUGGGACCUCUGGCUGUUUGAAGGAGAGAAGAUUGUUCUACAGGUUCCUGCUGGCAAAAUUAUUAUCCCUCCUAAUUUUCAGGAGGCUUUUCAAAUUGGAAUAUACUGGGCAAAUACAAACACUGUGCACAAGUCAGUAGCGAUUAAACUGGUCCAUAACGUGACGUCUCCAAAGUGGAAGGAUGGAGGUAAUGGUGAGGUUGUAUCAUUGGACGAAGAAGGGUUUGUUGAUGCUGAAAUAAGACUUGGUGCUUUCCCAGGACAUCAGAAGUUAUGUCAAUUCUGCAUUUCCUCCAUGGUACAGCAGGGCAUACAAAUUAUUCAGAUUGAAGACAAGACUAUAAUAAUCAAUAAUAUGCCAUAUCAAAUAUUCUUCAAACCACAGUUAUCUGUCUCCAAACCCCACUCUGGAAAGGAGUCCAGAACUCUGGAGAAGAUUGUGACACUGAAAGUGUUCAUUACUCAGUUGAGCCUGGUGGUGUUUGAUGACCUCACCCACCACAAAGUAUCGUCUGAGCUCCUGAGACUCACACUGGACAGUGUCUUUCUGCACGUGGCCCCCAUGGCCGGUGGCCUGCCCGGGGAAGAGGCUGCUGCGGCCCCCCUCCAGCUUCACUGUGUGGAGGUCUACUGUGGGGACCUGCAGGUGGACAACCAGCUGUACAACAAGUCCAAUUUCCACUUUGCCGUCCUGGUCUGCCAGGGAGAAAAAACAGAACCCGUGCAGUGUUCCAAAAUGCAGAGCCUCCUUGUAUCCGGCAGAGAUCUGGAGGAAUACAAGGAGAACUGUUUUAUCAAACUCUGCCUCACCCUAACUGACGGCAAGAGCGGCUUCUUCGAGGAUAUUAACGAGUUCCGCCUUGAAGUGAAACCCGCCCGGUUAUACGUGGAAGAUACGUUCGUUUACUACAUCAAAACGCUGUUCGAGACCUACCUUCCCGACGGCUGCCUGGCCGCGCAGCCCGCCGGAGCCGCGGGGAGCACGCAGGGGUUGCCCGCGCAGGUCAGCCAGCACGCCAGGGCCCUGGUGCAUCCCGUGAAGUUGCGGAAACUGGUGAUCCAGCCAGUGAGUCUCCUCGUCAGCAUCCACGCCUCCCUCAAGCUGUACAUAGCGUCCGACCACACGCCGCUGUCCUUCUCGGUGUUUGAACGCGGCCCCAUCUUCACCACGGCCAGGCAGCUGGUCCAUGCCCUGGCGAUGCACUAUGCCGCGGGCGCGCUCUUCAGAGCAGGCUGGGUGGUUGGAUCUCUGGAAAUCCUCGGCAGCCCCGCGAGUUUGGUGCGAAGCAUCGGGAGCGGAAUCGCCGACUUCUUUAGGCUUCCGUACGAGGGGCUGACCAGAGGCCCUGGAGCCUUUGUGAGUGGAGUUUCCAGAGGGACGACAUCCUUUGUAAAGCACAUUUCCAAAGGUACCCUCACCUCCAUCACCAACCUGGCCACAAGCCUGGCGCGGAACAUGGACCGCCUCUCGCUAGACGAGGAGCACUACAACCGGCAGGAGGAGUGGCGGCGGCAGCUCCCCGAGAGCCUGGGCGAGGGGCUCCGGCAGGGCCUGUCCCGGCUGGGCAUCAGCCUGCUCGGUGCAAUUGCCGGCAUAGUCGAUCAGCCCAUGCAGAACUUCCAGAGAACAUCGGAGGCUCAUGCUUCAGCAGGACACAAGGCCAAGGGUGUCAUCUCAGGCGUGGGGAAAGGAAUCAUGGGGGUGUUCACAAAGCCCAUCGGAGGGGCCGCUGAGCUCGUGUCACAGACUGGCUAUGGUAUUUUACACGGAGCUGGACUUUCUCAGCUUCCCAAACAGCGCUAUCAGCCAAGUGAUCUACAUGCUGACCAGGCUCCCAAUAGCCACGUCAAAUAUGUCUGGAAAAUGCUUCAGUCUCUGGGCAGACCAGAAGUGCACAUGGCCCUGGAUGUAGUUCUGGUGAGGGGCUCAGGCCAGGAGCACGAAGGGUGCUUGCUGCUGACCUCGGAAGUGCUCUUUGUGGUGAGCGUCAGCGAGGACACACAGCAGCAGGCCUUCCCCAUCACAGAGAUCGACUGUGCCCAGGACAGCAAGCAAAGCAACCUGCUCACCGUGCAGCUCAAGCAGCCAAGAGUGGCCUGUGAUGUGGAGGUGGAUGGAGUCCGGGAGAGACUGUCAGAGCAACAGUACAACAGACUUGUGGACUACAUCACAAAGACAUCUUGUCACCUGGCCCCCAGCUGCUCUUUCAUGCAGACCCCAUGCCCGGUGGUGGCUGUGGAACCUCUCCCCUCCACUGUGAAAACAUACCAUUAUAUGGUUGAUCCACAUUUUGCUCAAGUGUUCAUUAGUAAAUUUACCAUGGUGAAAAAUAAAGCCCUGAGGAAAGGGUUCCCUUGAGUCCCCUCUGAGGUGUUGUUGAUCCCUGCUUGUGCAAUUUAUUCUUCUUGAAAAAGAAACCUAACUAGCCCUAACAACAUCUAAUAUGGACACAAAGCCAAUACUUUAAUUAUAGGUAAUUUUCCAGCCUCUAAUUCAGAUUCUUCUCCCUAAAACUAAGAAAAUACCUUAAAAUGCAAUGAUAAAAAACUUGUUCCUUUCCGAUUUGGAGACAGUGAUUAAAAGAAUCUCUAUGUUGUCAUCUCAUCAUACAUAAGUUCUACCUUUUGCUCUCUAAUGGUAUUUGCUAAAAUGUUUACUAUAAUUAAGAUCUGUUAACUCUGCUCUGACAAAAAAUGUGGUCAGGCCUUAGAAUGGAGAGACUGGUUAAAACUUCAUUCCCAACUGCAUCUGUUUCUAGGCCGAGACAUUGUCUUUGCCUAAUACCCUUGUCUGCAAACCUUUGGAAUCUUUAAAUGCUUAGGAAUUUGUCAAUGUAAAUUUAUUACUUAAAUGUGAUGCUCUUCUUUAAGUGAAACCUGCUAUGUAUAUUUCUACUUUAAAGCCUGCAGGUUACUGAAAUUUACAAGACAUUCUCAUGAUGGUCCCGGUACACUGUAGAAAAAAUGUUUCACCAGUUUAUCUUUUAGCAAGCAAGCUUAUGUGUCUACCAAUGAAAACAGACCCAAAGGGCUCAGGUGAGUUUCUCUAGUUCUGUAAAGAAAACCUACUACUAGGAAUUCCCUAUGACACUCUCUUGUGGAAAGGGUUUAGCAGAAGGAUAUUCAUACUGCCCUGGAGUACUGCAGGGGAGUCAGGAACCCCAAUGUUAACCUUAACAGUGAACCAAUCCAAACAGUUUAUUCUGAAUUGCUCAAACACAAAAUAUUCCCAAUGUCUGAUAUUAUUUUUGCAUUUAAGGAUAGGUUUUUAUCAAGAUCUUGGGUCACCAGCUAUCAUCUUUAAUAUUCAGUAAAAAUCUCACUCUGAUUAAAACACAUUUUUACUGAUUACAUCCAGACUUGGGUCUACAAUCUAUUAUGUACAAUUGUGAGAUGCUAAGAAAAUUCAAUUUCAAAUGGCCACUAAUUUUUAAUCAAGUCUCACUUGUCAUCAGGGAUGAGAAGUCACUGCGUAAUUGUUUCUAGAAAGCAAGACCAUUAAUGAACAAUUCAGGCUAAAUAUGAAAAACUGAUUCUUCCAUUAGUUUGUUGUGUCACACUCAUUUAGGAAAAAGUGACAGCUUCGCCAACCUCGAGUAACUAUUUUUAAGAAUGUAAAUAUGUAUUAAUUAUUAUCUUUUAUGGUCAUUUUGCAUACUACUUCUAAGAAUUGUAAUAUAAAUUGUUGAAAAUAAAAGGAAUCCUUGAAUUACUGACCACACAUAAA
Leptonychotes weddellii (Weddell seal) is the source of this 12677-nucleotide messenger RNA. The record is from RefSeq and is a predicted model, not a curated record. Lineage: Eukaryota; Metazoa; Chordata; Mammalia; Carnivora; Phocidae.